AUGGCGUCUCUGAUAUUAGGUAGUGUAUUUCUUGGACUAAUAAUACAUAUACAGAGUUAUAAUUUUGGAUAUAACAAUAGUUAUACUAGUCAUUGUUUAAAUGAUGAAAGAAGUUAUAAAUUUGGAUAUAACAAUAGUUUUACCUGUCAUUGUUUAAAUAAUGAAACAUGUGAUACUGUUACUGGUAGAUGUGGUAGUGGAUGUUCAAGAGGCUGGAGAGGACCUUCUUGUCAAAGAGAGAAUAUAGCCUCAGAUUCUAUGUUUGUUAGUCAAAGUGGCGUAUUUAACAAUAGACAAGAUUUAUAUGGUCCGAAACUAGUUGUAGAUGGAUAUAACGAUACCAAUAGAAACAUACAUUACUGUAGUGACACUGACACUGAUAACUCAACUUGGCAGUGGUGGUUUAUAGAUUUACAAGAAGAAUAUCCUAUAGGAUAUUUAAAGAUCUUUCACAAAUAUGAUCGAUUAUACGUUUUUAAAGGAUUUUCAGUACAUAUUGAUGAUAAAUUAUGUUUUCAACAUACUGAUACAUCAGACCCUCCUGCUGUAUUUCCAAUAGAAUGUUAUGGAACUUUAACUGGUCGUUAUCUUAAUAUCAGUCGAUAUUCUGAAACCAAGAAUUAUAUUGCUUUAUGUGAAGUUGAAAUCUACGUUUGUUCUCAAGGAUAG
Molecule: messenger RNA, 669 nt
Organism: Lottia gigantea (owl limpet)
Lineage: Eukaryota; Metazoa; Mollusca; Gastropoda; Lottiidae
Exons: 6
Coding region: 1-669 (222 amino acids)
Source: RefSeq, a predicted model, not a curated record